AAAUCACAAUAACCCAAAACUUCUACAAUUGCAUAAUAGUUUCACCUGGUUCUAUGUCGCGUCGGGGAGGGUAUAAUCGCAAUAUGGCACGUUCGCCAGCCCAUACGCCCACUAUGAUCGUUACGCCGAUGCCACGCCGCUCCAUCUUCAGGGACGCGGCAGCAGUCGCCGGCGGUGUCACAGUGGGCACAACUAUGGGCAACAUAGCGUCAAAUGCGAUAAGUAGAUUAUUCGGCGGCAACGGGCAACGUUAUGAGCGAGAAGUGUAUACAGCCAUGCCACGUGACUACCAAGUCGGUGCUCCUCCUUCGGGACCUUGCGCAUAUGAAAUAGCCCAAUUCUUGCACUGCGCGACUACCCACAAUGAAUUGGAAGACUGUCGGGCAUUCAAUGAAGCUUUAAAAGAAUGUAAAUGGCGGAAUAAGCUACCCUAGCAGCACCUAUUCACUUCAAGACAAUCAGCCCUCCAAGCAUCCAUCAACCAAAUAGCGAAUAUUAAUAAACACUCAAAUCAUUUCACGCGUUUGUUUUUGACUAAUAGAAUAAGG
Messenger RNA from Hyposmocoma kahamanoa, 548 nucleotides. RefSeq names its product coiled-coil-helix-coiled-coil-helix domain-containing protein 10, mitochondrial-like. The transcript is spliced from 4 exons. The coding region runs from base 54 to 434 and encodes 126 amino acids. NCBI's taxonomy places the organism in Eukaryota, Metazoa, Arthropoda, Insecta, Lepidoptera, Cosmopterigidae. The record is from RefSeq and is a predicted model, not a curated record. Gene Ontology annotation, biological process: mitochondrion organization. Gene Ontology annotation, cellular component: mitochondrion; nucleus.